Molecule: messenger RNA, 2615 nt
Organism: Papilio polytes (common Mormon)
Lineage: Eukaryota; Metazoa; Arthropoda; Insecta; Lepidoptera; Papilionidae
Gene: Ndc80
Exons: 15
Coding region: 100-2121 (673 amino acids)
Biological process (GO): attachment of mitotic spindle microtubules to kinetochore
Cellular component (GO): Ndc80 complex
Source: RefSeq, a predicted model, not a curated record
UUUUCAGUUAGCAAUUUGAAAUGUUUUGAAGUUUGAAAUUCAACGUUUGCUUUGAAUUGUAAUUUAAGAAUUAUAAAGAGAUUAUUAUAAUUUAUAAUAAUGUAUUCGACAAGAUAUGUGCCCGGUGCGCAAUCAACAAGUCGCAAAUCAAGAUUGGAAGGCAAACCAUCAUUGUUACCAAAACCACGACGCACUGGAUCGACGGAGCCCGAGAUUCGCCGGCCGAGUGGAGCGGGCCAUCGUUCCAGCAGCGCGGAGCCGCCUAGGGCUACAUUUGGUGGUCGUCUAAGUAGAGAACCCUCAGCUACCAAUUUGCCUCCAAGUAGUUCAAGGUCUAAAUCACAGCAAAGUGAUAUGAGAUAUGGAGGGAAUCACUACAUGUCCACACCACUGCACUCGAAUCAUAAUGCACGAACAACUAAUACACCAUUGGAGUUCCGUUUACCAGCCAGUGAGUUAAAGCAUGGAGUGACUCCGUUACGCUACAGUCAUAACUUGACUACCACCCCCAGGAGAACAGGAGAUGAGUCCUCCGGACGCAGCUGGGAGCAGGCACUGGAUCGCGUUCUAGCAUUUGUUACAGUGAAGGAUCAGAGGCCGCUGUCGAGUGCGGGAUGGCAGCGCGCGGCGGCGGCCCGCGUGGGCGAAGCCCUAUCGGCGCGCGCGGCGGAGGGUGGCAAGGCGCUGGCGCUGCUGCGGCCCCUCACCAUCGCACGUUUCAUCGACAUCGUGGUUGAACUACUGGCAGCCAUUUAUACCAACCCCACACUCAAUACUGACAAUUACGUCACAAAGCUGCCGCACAUAACGAAGCGGCUGCUGUACCCGGGCGCGGUGUCCAAGUCGUGGCUGCGCACCGUCAACACGCUGCACGCCUUCCCGCACGCGCUCGCCCUCCUCGCCUACCUCACUGACCUCGUGCACUUCUGUGAAAGUCCAAUAGAAGAAGAGUUGAUAUAUCUGGCUAAAGAUGAUUUAGCUCGACUCAAACAAGAUUUUAUUUUCCGCAGCUGGCAGAGAUUCCAGAUGCCAGAGUAUCAGUUUGAUGAUUUAGCGGAGGAAUAUUUACAGAAUCUGAAAAUACUUCUUGGGAAUGAUGAUGAGAAGAUUCAAGAAUUAGAGAGAACAGUUCAGAAGCAGGAGAGCCAGCUGGAGGACGAGACGGAGGCGGCGGCGCGCGCGGACGUGGCGCGGCGCGAGGGGCGCGCGGGCGCGGUGCGCGCGGCGCUGCGCGGGGAGCGCGCCGCCGCGCUGCACGCCGCCGCCGCCGCGGAGGACGCGCGCGCCGCACGACAACGACUGCUCGAUGGACUCACUGAUAUCGAUGCUGAAGUGGAACGUGCUGUCGCGGAGAGCCAGCGGCUGGUGGCGGAGGUGUCUGCGCAGAGCAUGUCGGUGUCGGAGCGCGCGCAGCUGCUGGAGCAGCUCGACUACGCCUUCCGCGUGCACGACUCCAAGACCGCGCUCGCGGACCACAUCGCCAAGAUGGUGGUGGGCAAGGAGACGGAGCUGGCGGGCUGGCAGAAGCGCACGCUGGACAGCUGCCUGCAGUACAAGCAGGCGCUCAUACACCUCGCGCCGCGCUCGCCGGACCUCGCCGACUACAACAUCGAUGAGAACGAGCUGAUGAGUGCGUCGUGCGCGGAGAAGAUAUCCUCGUGCGUGUGCGUGCUGCGCGAGCGCGCCGCCGCGUUGGCCGCCGAGCGCGCGCAGCGCACCUCCGCGCGCGCCGCCACCAAGCGACACGCGCAGCGCCAGCUGGAGGUGACUCGGGCUAAGAUAGAGGAGGUGAGUGCGCUGGUAGAGGCGGAGCAGGCGCUGCUAGAGGAGGAGGUGCGGGGCGAGCGCGAGGAGGGCGCGCGCGCGGCGGCAGAGCUGACCGCGCUCAGCCAGCAGGCGGCGGCGCUGCUCGCGGCGCAGGCGCAGCACGCGCAAGUCGACACCGACCUGGAGUUCUGGAGGCAGCAGGAUGUAGAAUGGCGCAGCAAGUUGUCGUCGCUGCAGGAGCGUGUGGCGAGCGCGCGCGCGGAGUCGCAGCACGCGCUAGUGCAGGCCACGCGGCGCCGCGCGCACCUCGCACUGCACACCAUACAGGUGUUGAGAGAUAACCUGCCAAAAUGAUCACAUAUCUCGGUACAAGCACGCUUUCGGUUUAUCUAUACUAAUAUAAUAAAACGUAAACACAUUUUGUUAUGUAUAAUGUAAUCACAGCAUAUUUUUGUAUAAUCCGUUUUUUAAUUAAAAGCCACAUGUGUCUAUAAUUACUGUGAAUUGGAAAAAAUUGUCAUACGAGAAAGGGACAUAAAAUACAAACCAAUAGGGAGAAUGAAUCAAGGUUGCCAUGGUAGCGGUAAUUUUUUUGACAAACUCAUUCACUGUAAUUUUAAAAAUUUUGACAUUUGCAAUUGAAUGGAAUGUAAAGAAAAAAUAAAUAAUAAAUAAAAAAAAUUAAAAUGUGCGGAUGAAGCCACAGAGAACAACUAGUAUUUUAUACAACUAUUGAUCCUAUUUACGGAAAUUAAAAUGAUAUUUUUGUUAGAUUACGAGAUUUUAACUUUGUAUAAUAUUAAGACAGUUUUUUACACCUAUGUAAGUGUUACUAUAAUUAACAUGUA